AUGACAUCAAACACAGGAAGCUGUCAUGGGACUCGCUAUGGUGUUAUAGUUUGCGAUAACCACGAAAAAUGGGGUGGCGCUUCAUCGAUAGGAAAGCGCUAUGUCGACAUCUUCAAAAGCAAAUCUGAGGCGGAGGAUUGGCGUAUUUUCGCAGCUAUUGAAGGCGAGGUACCUUCCAAAGGGGAUUUAGAAACAUUUGACGGCUUCUUUAUCACAGGAAGUCCCCAUUCUGCGAACGAUGAUAUCAAGUGGAUCAACGAUUUGAAGGAAUUUAUUUCUUCUUCGGCGAAUUCAUCCAAGUCUCGUAUCAUAGGUGUGUGCUUCGGCCAUCAGUUAAUUGGAGCCGCUCUGGGUGGUCAAGUCACGGCGAAUCCAUCGCAGAAAUUCGUCCUGCAGAGCGAAGAAGUCAAAACAGAUAGGAAUUUUCGAGGAAAUAAAGCAAUAAAAGAACUAAUCGAAGGCCUUGAUGGCCCUCUUCGCUUGCUGGAGUGCCAUGGUGAAUGUGUAGCGACCCUACCCCCCGGAGCUACAAAUCUGGCGGAAUCAGCAACUUGCCAUCAUGAGAUGAUUCAAUUUACAGAAAACAUCUUCGGGAUUCAAGCGCAUCCAGAAUUUACUGUGCAAGAUUAUAAAGAUCAUCUGAUCCCUGACUUAUUCCGUGGCGGUAAACUCGACGAGAAUGGAAAGAAACUUUGCGAAGAGUCCCUUCUUCUACCUCUAGAUUCAUCUAAGAUGGCGGCUGCCUUGAAGAAGUUCCUCUCGAAAGAGGAUUCUUAAAAUUUCGAUGACAGACUCUACAAACCGAGGAAAAUGGUUGCAUAGUUAGCCAUUUUUUUCUUUUUUUUUUCUCUGUUUAAGCAAUAAAAGAAAACACUUUUACCUUUAAGGGGACUAAGGUAUUUGAAAUAUCAGGAGUGUAUGUAAAAUUUCUCCACACGUUUUUAAUACUCUAACCAGGGGCUAAAAAGCAAGACUUGAUCAAAUCAUCAGGGAGCAAAAGGUUGAACAUGUACUUUUAAAUAAGGGGUUAAGGUGCUGUAGUAGAGUAUGUUAGGGUACUUGGAAUAACUGGUGAUAUUAAUUUUAAACUAACAAUGCUAGUCUGAGUGACAGUAUUUUGAUUAUCCUUGUAUUGAUAAUUUUUAUGUUGAUAAUUAUGAGUCUUCUCCAGUGUUACUGGUUUGCCCUUCACUUUUUUGCAAGAGAAGACUAGGAGUUUAGUGCUCACUAAGAAUGUCAACAAUUUUAAAAGUGGUGAUAGAGUAUUCUUAAGGGUAUGAGUGUGUUUGUUUUUUCUUUAAGCAACAAUAUAAUUUUUGCAAAACUGGGCAAAGUGCCAAUAAUUCAAUCAGUGCCGUUGUAGGUUAUUAACUGUAGACUAGUAAUGUCAUUUCACACUGCAAAAACUCAAAAUAGUGCAAGGGUGAAAGUUUGGGUAUUGAGCUGACAAAUAUUAACAAUCCUCAGAAUUCAAUUAGGUGUUAGGUAUUUUUCUAAUGGAUAUUCAUGGGACAUCAAGCCUCUAUUUUAAUAAAGUAUCAACCUUAAAUGUUUCUCAUCAGCAUGGUUUGUUUUAUUAUUCUUCUAUUUAUAUAUUAAUUCUAUGUUACUUUGUUUUAUUAUUCUUCUAUUUAUAUAUUAAUUCUAUGUUACUUAUGGUUAGAUUUUUGUAAAUCCUGAGUCUUGUUCCAACAAAAUUACUUUUCAGACAGUCUCUGGGAGAAUUAAGGCUUGUUUUGAAUGAUUUAUAGCCUGUGUCAAGCUCUUACUAACUAUUGGCAAUCAAGCUAAGACAGUGACAGAGGUGUGGGAAAUUAUCCUUGUCGUGAUACUUGCACAGAUUCUACACAUUUUUGGUGGUUUGGACCCAAACUAUGUCACUCAUUGCAUCUGUUCUUGGUUGCUCUAGUUGUGACUCCUUUCCUGGGGUCUGUAAAUAAUCAACUGGCAUGCCUCCUACUGUAUGGGAAUUUUUACUAAUGUAUGUUAAUUCCGAAUAACUGGCCUGAAUAGACAUACCUGGGAGUGGUCAAAUAUAAAUACUAACAAUUUCCAAAUAAGUACUAAGGGAAAUGAUUGUCAUUGGCAAUCUUUAAAAGAAGAAACUGUUUGAGGGAAAAAACCCUGGAAAAUUCAGACUUACAGUUGGUUCAGACCUGUGUCUUAGGGAUAGGAGUAAGAUGCUACCAACAGAGCUACAGGCAUGGGUUUUGGGAGGGAAUAUUAUCACAGUCAACUAUGUCAAAGGCUACAUUUUGACAUCGAAUUUGAACUUCACUUUUGAGGAUCACUUCAUUCUUUGCUAUCAUCCACAGGUGAAAAUAUGGUUUAUUUCAUUUAUUUGUGACCAAAUUCCUCUGUUCAUGCCUGAAUACUUUGAAUAUUUAGACUAAUAACCCGAGUUGGCAAAAUCUAAGAGGAAAUUUCCCAUCAACAGGAGCCCAGUAAUCAUAUUCCCUCCCAUCAGGUGAUCUAAAUAAUACGUAAUCGUAUGCGAAGACUGCGUGACAACUUUGUGACGUACAUAACUUGCUAUCGACGACAAUCACGCACUCGGUUGUAACAACCGGUGUUUUGCGUCACGUGAGGAUAAAUUACAUUGCUCUUGAACAAAGCAGUGAAUUCUGAAGCAAUGGAACAGAAACGAUUUGCGGUUUUGAUCUGUGAGGAUGCAGAGAAGUGGGGAGGAAGAGACGUGAUGCUCAAACGUCAUGUUGAACUUUACCAUCGUGAAGAUGAUGAGGAAUGGCGUGGGUUCAAUGUUUGCGGUGGAGAAGUUCCCACAGCUGAAGAUCUCGAUAAAUAUAAUGGUUUCAUCAUCACAGGAAGCCACUAUUCAGUUCAUGACGAUAAAGAAUGGGUUCGAAAAACCGAGAAAUUUGUAGCUACUUUGGCGGAAAAAUCGCCUUCGAAGCGUUUAGUUGGUCUCUGCUUCGGCCAUCAACUCGUUGCCAAAGCUCUAGGUGGAGUUGUAGCCAAGAAUCCUUUGGGAAAAUUCGUUUUACAAACCGAGAGGGUGAUGGCAGCCCACAGCAGCAGCGAUACAAAUUCAAUUGUAUCUAAACUGUUCGAGAAAGGUUCUUUAGAUUUGCUGGAGUCACACAGCGAAUGCGUGACAGAACUUCCCCCAAAUGCUAAGACCAUCGCUAGUUCCAACACUUGUGAACACGAAAUGGUGUUAUUUGCUGAUAACAUACUUGGAGUCCAGUUUCACCCUGAAUGUACAGCGGAAGAGUUUGAGGAAAAAAUUCUUCCUUAUUUGAAAAGUGGGAAAGUGUUCACAGAGGAAGACGUUUUGAAAACUAAAGAAUCGUUUAAAAUUCCUCUAGAUUCCACCAAAGUGAAUGAAGUGCUGAAAGACUUCCUGCAUCAGUAG
This is a messenger RNA of Pocillopora meandrina, 3376 nucleotides long. Lineage: Eukaryota; Metazoa; Cnidaria; Anthozoa; Scleractinia; Pocilloporidae. The record is from the annotation of a GenBank genome assembly.